Platichthys flesus (European flounder) is the source of this 1584-nucleotide messenger RNA. RefSeq names its product galectin 17 (gene igldcp). Gene Ontology annotation, biological process: positive regulation of T cell proliferation; immune response; negative regulation of T cell proliferation. The record is from RefSeq and is a predicted model, not a curated record. The transcript is spliced from 7 exons. Bases 92 to 916 code for a protein of 274 amino acids. Gene Ontology annotation, cellular component: external side of plasma membrane. Lineage: Eukaryota; Metazoa; Chordata; Actinopteri; Pleuronectiformes; Pleuronectidae.
GUUACCACUGAGGUUUGAUAAAGUCUGAACUGAUCCUAAACCUUCAUCCAGAUCCAGAACCUGAGGAAGAGGAGGAGCUCAACCUGACAUCAUGAACAGGUUGUGGAAUCUUCUCUGUUUCCUGAUCGUCAGCUUGGCUGACUCCUCCCCCUUGACCACCCACUUCCUGCCCGUCACCUGCAGGGUGGGGGAGCAGGUGGUCCUUCCCUGCAGCUGGAAGCCCCGCCUCUCAGCUCCGGCCUCCUGCCACGUCCAGUGGCAGAGCACCACCACCGCCGCCGUGUUCGAGCAGCAGGGGGCCCGGAGCUGGCAGGCGGAGGAGUACUGGGGGCGGCUGGAGGUUCCGGAGGAGAAGCUCGGGUCGGGGGACUGCUCGCUGGUCAUCAAGGACGUUCAGAUCACCGACACCGGACGCUACGAGAGCUUCAUGGUGGUGGACGGAGAGCGGUCCAGGAAAACCCGGGUCUUCAUCCAGGGCGUGAAGCUGUCCGUGUUCGACCAUAAGUCCCAGCAGGCUCGGGGUCCGGGGGGGGACCUGGUUCUGGAUCUCGUGACCCAGCACUCGGUCCGGGUCGUGUUCCAGGGCAGGAACAGCUCGGAGUGGACGGAGCUGUGGAUGAAGGGCGACAACGACAGUGUGCGUCUGGAGAAGGAUCCUCUGAGGGAGCAGCUGACCCUGAAGGGCCUGCAGCGCCCGGACGAGGGGACGUACAAGGUCCUGGACCAGCACGGCCUCGCCGUCAGCACCGUGCAGCUCGCCGUGCACGGAGAUUCCCCCGAUGUCCGAGGCCACGACGAAAUGGAAAAUGAAAUAUCAGGCGACGCCGUCAGAAGCAGCCGAUCUCUUCUUCUUCUCUGUUUCGCUCUCGUCACCAGUUUCCAGAUUCCUCGACUGUUCGGAGGCGUCGACACGUGAGCUCUCUGUCGUCCUUAUUAUUUAGUAAUUAUGAAACAUAAGAUGUUUCAAACAACUGGUUUUCUGGUUCUCAGUUUAACGAGUAAACAAAGUCUUCAUGUGAAUAAAUGUUUGUUUCUAUAAAAAUGAUGAAGUUCUGCACAAAGAUGAAGAAACUGAAAAUGUACAGGAAACUUAAUUCAAUUGUGAAAUAUUAUCAGUUUCUUAUUUCUCAGCUAAAAUGUAACUGUUCUGUCUCAAUGUAACAACAACAUGUAAAUGUUUGUCUUAACUUAUUGAUUUAAAAUCAAACUCAGAAUCAUCUUCACUCUGCUCCUGUCGUCUCGGAUGUUUGCUCUUUGGUCUGAACAUUGAAAAUGUAACUACACUAAUAUUAGACUUAUUGUUUAUAUUCAUCUAAACCAGAAUAAUAAUUCUUCACACACUAUGUGUACCUGCUUCCUCUUUUAAACUCUUUAAAACGUAGAAAAUCUUCAGCUUCGUUCUUUAAUGAUCAAACAAGUCAUGUGACCACAAUCUUCACUCACUGUUACAAAUGUACAAACUUCACAGGAGUGAGAAGACGAACACAGGAAGUUACAUUCUUCAUUUCACACAAAAUAAAGACAAAAACAAUAAAUAUUAUGCAUCUGCUGUGUUUCAGAAUAAAAGUCUGUUGCUGUUGUUGA